UUCAUCCCGAAAUAAACGUGAACGCCAAGAGAAAAAUGAAGAAAAGGUUGCUGAGGAGGGGAAGAAAGCUGAAGAGACAGAAAAGGCGAAAAAGGAGCCUCUGGACCUACUGAGGACGAGGACUGGUGGUGCCUAUAUUCCUCCGGCUAAGCUGAAAAAAUGUCAUCCGCGGAAAGUAGGUUACCACGUUGUUUUUUGUUUACUUUCCUUAGGGUUACUGGUACGAUCUUUGAUGCAAGCUCAAGCUUUUUCACCCGUCUUCUCUCACGUUUAUGCCGCUUUUGUGGCUGUGAUCAACUCCAAGUUUCCUCACAUUGGAGAGCUGCUGCUGAGGCGAUUAAUUGUUCAAUUCAAGCGCUCGUUUAGGAGAAACGACAAAGGAACUACGGUCACGGUCUCAAAGUUCAUCGCUCACUUGAUCAACCAAAGAGUGGCUCAUGAGGUGCUGGCUCUGGAGAUAAUGAUUCUAAUGAUGGAAACACCGACCGAUGAUUCCGUUGAAGUAUCAAUUGCUUUCAUCAAGGAGUGUGGUGCGAAGCUUCUUGAGGUAUCUCCUCGAGCCUUGGAUACGAUAUUCACUCGCCUUCGCGCAAUUGUGCAGGACGGCGAUGCUAUGAACCUUGACAAACGUGUACAAUAUAUGAUAGAAGUCGUUCUGACGAUUCGUAAAGAUAAAUUCAAGGCAUAUCCCGCAGUUCUCGACGAAUUGGAUCUUAUAGAUGAGGAAGAUCAAAUAACUCACACAAUUUCUCUUGAAGAUGCCAUCAAUCCUGAAAAUGAACUGAAAAUUCGCGCUGAAAUCAUUGGCGAUGAUGACGAUAGUGAAGACGAAGAGAGUGAAGAUGAUGGAAUUGGAAGCGGUGACGAUGCAGAUGGUGCUCCUACUUCGACAACCGGAACGACGGAAAUAAUCGACAACACGGAACAGAACCUUGUCGCAUUCCGUCGCGAAGUUUAUCUCACCAUACAGUCGUCGCUCGACUUCCAAGAAGCCGCUCAUAAACUUCUCAAGAUGCAUAGUUGUUUUCAGGUGGAACUCUGCCAUAUGCUGGUGGAUUGUUGCUGUCAGCAAAGAACAUAUGAGCGUUUCUAUGGCCUCCUAUGCGAAAGAUUCUGUCGGCUUCGUAAGGAGUACCAGAUAACAUUUGAGAAAAUUGCGUGUGAUACCUACGCAACUAUCCACAGAUUUGACAUCACAAAGCUGAGGAACAUGGCACGACUUAUCUCUCAUCUGCUUUUCACGGAUGCGAUAUCGUGGACGAUUUUCACUGAUGUUAAGUUAACCGAAAACGACACUACCUCAUCUGGUCGUAUUUACUUAAAAUAUGUCUUUCAAGAAUUGUGCGAAUCAAUGGGACUUACGAAACUGUACGAACGGGUGACAGAUCCAACGUUGCAACAAGCCUUCGCUGGUUUGUUUCCUCGUGAUAAUCCUCAGAACACACGGUUCGCAAUCAAUUUCUUCACUCUCACUGGUCUUGGUGGUCUCACACUUGAUCUACGGCAAUUCCUAGAAAAGGGCAUGAAGAAAAAGAAGGAAGAGUCCAUUGAUGAAUCGGCAUCGUCGUCAUCAUCUUCAUCGUCUUCAUCAGAUGACUCUAGCGAUAGUGAAAGCGACAGUGACGAUGACGAUGAUUCAGGUAUGUUGCCAUUCAGGGGGUGA
Haemonchus placei is the source of this 1663-nucleotide messenger RNA. NCBI's taxonomy places the organism in Eukaryota, Metazoa, Nematoda, Chromadorea, Rhabditida, Trichostrongylidae. The record is from the annotation of a GenBank genome assembly.